ACCUCUCAGGGCAGAGAAGUGUCCUCUAUCAACUGUCAAUUUCAAGAGACUCUUCCCUUCAGCACAGAUCAGCUUUUUACCCUCAGCAAGAAGAAUGGAGGAAAGGGGCACCAGUGAAAUGUUUCAGAGCAUGGAUCCAACUGUCACAACCCUGGGGACAACACCAGUAAAUGCAAAUAACAAGGCCAUUUCUGCACAUGAAAGGGAGAUUGUGAUCUCAGUCUUGCUGAUGGCAAUCUUUGGUCUGGUGGGACUGGCAGGAAACACAGUUGUGCUGUGGCUCCUGGGCUUCCGCACGCAGAGGACCGCCUUCUCUGUCUACAUCCUCAACCUGGCGGGAGCCGACUUCCUCUUCCUCUGCUGCCAGAUGAUGCGUUCCCUGCAGACAAUCAUCAAUUACUUCCAUUCUGUCUCCAUUGGCAUACCUCGCUUUUACGUCAUUGUGUUGAACUUUGCCUACAUCACAGGCCUAAGCUUUCUCAGCGCCAUUAGCACUGAGCGCUGCCUAUCUGUCCUGUGGCCCAUCUGGUACCGCUGCCAUCGCCCCAGACACAUGUCAGCUGUCAUGUGUGCCCUGCUCUGGGCCCUGUGCCUGCUGCUGAGCAUCGUGAAUGGGAGAUACUGUGGCUUCCUCUUGAAGGAUCAUCUCGAAGACUGGUGUAAAGUAUUAGAUCUCAUCACUGCUGGGUGGCUGAUUUUCUUAUUUGUGCUUCUCUCAGGGUCCAGCCUGGCCCUGGUGACCAGACUGCUGUGUGGCUCCCAGCGGGUGCAGCCGACCAGGCUGUAUGUGACCGUCCUGCUCACAGUGCUGGUCUUUCUCCUCUGCGGCCUGCCCUGGGGCAUCCACGGGUUCCUCAUAUACCGGAUUAAUAGUGGUUCACAUGAGUUCUCCUUUCAUCUUUACCUGGUUUCACAUGUCCUGUCCUGUAUCAACAGUUGUGCCAAUCCCAUCAUUUACUUCUUCGUUGGCUCCUUCAGGCAGCGAUGGAGGAAGGGAAGGCCGUCCCUGAAGCUGGUUCUCCAGAGGGCUCUGCAGGACACUCCGGAGGGGGAUGAACAUGGAAGACGUCCUCCUCAGGAAACUCUGGAGAUGUCGGGAAGAGUAUUGAGGCAGUGAUGAAGAGCCUCUGUCCUGGUCAGUCAGACGUGACUUUGAGGGUCAAUACUGCCCUGCUAGCCUUGGCAAUUACCUAGUCUUCUCUCAGACUCAUGCCUCAGAAAUGACUCAGUGGUUCCUCAGUGUCUUCAUUUAUGUUGUUUUUAAUCUGGCUUUUCUAGUUUUUCUGUGAGAAAUCGUUAGUCUGAAUGUUAUACCUCUCCAUCGUUACCAAUA
Rhinolophus ferrumequinum (greater horseshoe bat) is the source of this 1333-nucleotide messenger RNA. RefSeq names its product mas-related G-protein coupled receptor member X2-like. Gene Ontology annotation, biological process: G protein-coupled receptor signaling pathway. The transcript is spliced from 2 exons. Lineage: Eukaryota; Metazoa; Chordata; Mammalia; Chiroptera; Rhinolophidae. The coding region runs from base 95 to 1117 and encodes 340 amino acids. Gene Ontology annotation, molecular function: G protein-coupled receptor activity. The record is from RefSeq and is a predicted model, not a curated record. Gene Ontology annotation, cellular component: membrane.